Cuscuta campestris is the source of this 2611-nucleotide messenger RNA. The record is from the annotation of a GenBank genome assembly. NCBI's taxonomy places the organism in Eukaryota, Viridiplantae, Streptophyta, Magnoliopsida, Solanales, Convolvulaceae.
AAAAAGAAGAAGAAUAAGCCAUGGAUCAGCUUAAACCAAGCCCACCAAAUUCCAGCCCACUAACCCCUCUCACCUUCUUCGAGAGAACCGCCAGCAUCUACGGCGAUCCACCUCCCUUAUCUACAACUCCGCCGUCUACACCUGGUCCGCCACCCAUCUCUGGUGCCCCCGCCUCGCUUCUUCCAUCGCCUCCCUCGGAAUCCGCCGAGGUCAGGUGGUCUCUGUUCUCGCGCCCAACAUCCCUGCUAUGUACGAGCUCAAUUUUGCCGCCCCCAUGGCCGGAGCCGUCCUCAACUCCGUCAACCUCCGCCUCGACGCCCGGACCGUCUCCGUGCUCCUCCGCCACUGCAAGUCAAUUUCGCCGCCCCCAUGGUCGUUGUUCGGUGGUCACAGAGUAUUACUUGCCCAGUUGCCCCUUCGUCUGAUUGGAUUACUGCCUUGCCGCACCAGCCAGAGAAGAAGACAGAGAGAAUGCAAGAGUUGGUGAAGAGCUUUCAAAAUCUUUAACUAUUAGGAACAGUGUUUCUGCCCAUUUGAUAAGCUACAGUAGCAGCCUAGAUUUGGACCGCACAUUGGAUAAAGAGAAAGAGUAUGGGAGAAGCUAAGCCGCUGGGCGCUGGGUAUUUCCGUCAGAUCCGGCCGCCUGGAGAAAGAGGGAUUCUGCGUACACAUCUCAAGAGAGAGAGAGGGGGAGCGUAUGGAGAAGGUUUUCCAUCAGAUCCACCUGUUCUUUCUUCUCUUUUCGUAGCCGCUUCACCGUUGACGAUCGCCAUCAAAUUCCAAUCAGUACUGGGUUCCUUUAGCAAUCAGAAUUGAAGGAUUGAAACGUGCUUCACCAUAGGGGAGGAGAAGCUAAGCCGAUGCUUUUGUGACAGGCUAGGACGGCAUCCAAGAAUUGCAUGGCGAAGAAUAUCUGGCAUUUCAGUUUCCACCCAACCCUAGAAAUAAGGAGGAGACAGAUUCGGGUGACUAGAUUCUAAACGGAUGAGAGGCUUGGGUGGUGCAGUCCCUUGAUUCUACAUUGUGAUCUGAGAAUAUGCCUCACCUAAUAAAAAUAGGUGUUCACUUCUAUGGAUGAACAUAUAUAGUUUAUAGGAUAUCUGUUUAUACCAUUUGUCUAUUACAUUAUUGCCUUGUAAAAUAUACAAUCAUCGAACUGAAAAUAAAGCACAGAGCAUAUGAAAAAGCUUUAGAAUUCAGGUUUGUUCUCAAUCUUUUUUAAUUUAUCACAAUUUCUUUUCAAAUAUUAUAUCCUUUUUUUAACAUUUUUGGUCUCUUAUUUUGUGCGAGUAUUAAGAAUGUUAAGCUUCUUUGGUAUGAAACUAUGCAGAAUUUUCUUUAGAAUCCAAGAUGUUACCUUUGGCGCAUAAUUGUAACUCGAUAAGGUACCAUACAGGUCAAUGGGUUUGAUAUUGGAAAUAUUCAGCUCGAUAGUUUGAGGAGACAUGUUGGUCUGGUCUUUCAAGAUAUAUUUGUCCGCAGGGUAAUUUGGGAAAUUCCUAUACAAGCUUCCUCUUUCAUUUUAUUCUCUUCACCUUAAGACAUGACCUAGGCCGACCUUAUGCUUACAUACAAUCGUAUAGAUCCGGCAACGAGGAGAAAGAGGGUUUUCGCACAGAGAUGACAGGAUAACGAGGGAGGGGUUUCACGUCAUUGUCUCAGGUACCCUUCAUCUCUCUCUUUAGCUGCACAAUAAUGACGAGUAUCUCUAAGCAGGCGACUAAAGCUAAGCCGCCGCUGCGGGAAAGAGGGCAGCCGCUGCAGAUAUGCAUAUCUAGCACCCGAGUCAUAGUGUAUCGGCUAUCUUUUUGGAUGCAAACUCUCCCAGCUAUCAUUGUUGCAGGAGUCUGCCGCAAACCUUUUCCGGAUCUAGGGUUUCAUCAUUUGAAGAUUUGAUUUUUUGACCUAUCUUAUGUCCUCGGCAGUUUCAGAUGAGACUAUUCAGGACAACAUAGAUUAUGAGGAAAAGUGGAUAAGGAGAGACUUCAAGAUAGAGGAAAACACGGAUUAAGGAAAAUCUGAGAUAGAGAAAUUAAAUCCAUCCAUCCCGUGGGAGCAUGUUGAAGGCUUCCAAAGUGCAGGUUUGACUAGAUGGUAUUCUUAGAGCUCCUAUGGUGGUUUAAUUUCUAUUGGAUUUGGCUACUGUUGGACAUUUUGACAAGAAACUAGAAGUCACUAAGAUACUCCAGGGUUGUAUUCAACUCUAUUUUGAAUAUUUUGGUUGAAUUUUUUGAUGGAUUGUGAGCGAUUAGCGAUGCUCUUUCAUAAUCUGGUGUUGGAUUUUCAAUCCAAUCAAGAUUUCUUGGAAGUCAACCCAGUUUUGUUAAUAUUUGUAUUUUUAACAAUAACCCAUCUCAAUAUCUUCUUUUGUUGAUUUUAAGUUGUUGGGUGCCACCCGAGGACAGAAGGUGUAAAUGGGGAAAACAUAAUGGUCAGAGUUGAUGACUGUGAAAAGGAUGACAGUUUUAGUGUGACAUGGAAUGAGGCAAAAUCAGAGGUUUCCUAUUCUUGCCUCCUAUUUGAAUACAAAGGGUUCUUUUGCAGACAUGCAAUGGUUGUUCUUCAAAUGUGUGGUCUACAAGCAUACCAUUGCAAUAUGUUAGACAAAUGU